AUUCUCAAUGUAAACAAAAAGAAAGAAAAAGGUGGAAAGUAAAUAAAACAAUGUCUCGAGGCGGAGAACUGGUCUUUAAAACGAAGAAAACGUCGGAGAAGAUAUCGGAAAACAUACACAUUUUUGCCAACGAUCCAUCGCUGGCGUUUUUCCGGGUCCAGGAACACGUUCGGAAGGUUUCCCCAGCGAUUUUCGAGAAACGCGAUGAGGUCUUCCAGCUGCAAAACAAUCUCCAGGGGCAUUGCUAUGAUAUGGAAUACGGAAUUCAAGCCCUGCGAACGAUUGAAAAAUCCGAGAGCAUAUUCGACAACAUACAGGAGAUGAUCAAGGCUUCGAUUUUCCUAAAGCAACAGUUGAAGUACGAGGAAAACAGAAAGAAAACCAAGAAGGAAAGCACCAAGUCUUCGGUGUACAAAAGAUUUUCCGCCCACCUCGCAUUGGAUCUGCCGGACUUACCUGAUUUCGGUGGCGUUAUGCGGGAAACUAGCCAGCGAAUGGAGAAUAUGAUAGGUCCUGGCACCGGAACAGGACGAACUGAGACCCAGCCCUUACAAACCAGUAAUCCGGGCGAACUCCAACGAUCCUAUACCACACUCCACUAGUUAGAUUUAGGUUUUAGUAUUGUAUUUGUAGUUAUGUGUGUGAUUAUUGCAAAAUACAUUUUAUUUCAAUUAUACGGGGGUGCCACAGAAAUCGCAGGGCGCCCAUUCUGCGUAUAUUUUGCACGCCCUAAAGUAAUUUCUGUGGCAUCCCUGAUAAGAAUGUUUGAUUUUA
Molecule: messenger RNA, 774 nt
Organism: Drosophila subpulchrella
Lineage: Eukaryota; Metazoa; Arthropoda; Insecta; Diptera; Drosophilidae
Product: BLOC-1-related complex subunit 8 homolog
Exons: 2
Coding region: 51-602 (183 amino acids)
Cellular component (GO): BORC complex
Source: RefSeq, a predicted model, not a curated record